Messenger RNA from Neltuma alba, 1693 nucleotides. Its product is annotated as monooxygenase 3. The record is from RefSeq and is a predicted model, not a curated record. The transcript is spliced from 6 exons. Gene Ontology annotation, molecular function: FAD binding. The coding region runs from base 145 to 1458 and encodes 437 amino acids. NCBI's taxonomy places the organism in Eukaryota, Viridiplantae, Streptophyta, Magnoliopsida, Fabales, Fabaceae.
CAAUUCACAACCAAAGUCAGAAUCUUCAAUUAUUGCUCCAUCAUCAUCAUCAUCAUCGCUCCUGUCAUGUUGCUCCAAACACACACACGUACAAAUACAAAUACGUAUCAACAUAACAAUUGCUUAUAGCCACUCAAUCCUAACAUGGGAUUCACAAAAGAUAAGGCUGAACUCGACGGAAUUAACGCAAGUGAUAGAGAUAUUAGAAUGGAAUCACUGGUUGAAGAUAUUGUGAUUGUGGGUGCUGGGAUUUCUGGCCUUGCAACAUCCUUGGGACUUCACAGGUUGGGUGUUCGAAGUUUGGUGUUAGAGUCUUGGAAUAGCUUGAGAGUCACAGGUUUUGCUCUUACAACAUGGACAAACGCUUGGAAGGCCUUGGAUGCUCUUGGCAUUGGCUACAUCCUUCGCCAAAACCACCUCCAGAUUUGCGGGAAUGUAACAACAUCUUUGAUCACGGGACAACAAACUUCAAAAACAUCUUUCAUCAACACCACGGGAAAACAUGGAGGCCAUGAGAUACGCUGUGUUCUGCGACAAGUAAUGCUGGAAGCUCUUGCAAAUGAGCUUCCAAGUGGCACUAUCAGGUUUUCAUCAAAGCUGGUAGCUAUUGAGGAAUCUGGUUUCAGUAAACUUGUUCAUCUCGCUGAUGGAACUGUCAUCAAAACCAAGGUUCUGCUUGGGUGUGAUGGAGUGAACUCAAUAGUAGCAAAGUGGCUAGGUUUUAAAAGGGCUUCUUCCUCAGGCAGAUCUGCAAUUAGGGGCUGUGCUACGUUGACCAGUAGACAUGAUCUUGAACCCAAGUUUAUGCAAUUCUUUGGGAAAGGCUUUAGAAGUGCUGUUAUUCCUUGUGAUGACAAGACUGUUUAUUGGGCUUUUACUUGGACUCCCGCUGCCCAAGAAAAGAAGAUAGAAGACAACCCAUGUAAAAUGAAGCAAUAUGUGUUAGAGAAGCUAGAGAACAUGCCAAGUCAUAUAAGGGCCUUCAUAGAAAAAACUGAUUUGAAUCAUUUCAUAUCAUCUCCACUGAGAUACAGACAUCCAUGGGAGUUAGUGAUGGGAAAUAUCAGCAAAGGCAAUGUGUGCGUUACUGGAGACGCAUUUCACCCCAUGACCCCUGAUAUUGGGCAGGGAGGGUGUUGUGCUUUAGAGGAUGGGGUUGUAUUAGCCAGGUGUCUUGCAGAGGCCUUCUCUGCAAAAGCAGGUGGAGAUAUGGAGAAGAAGAAGGAUGAAGAAAAGGAGGAGUAUAAGAGGAUCGAGGCCAGCUUGAAGAAAUUUGCCCAGGAGAGACGAUGGAGAAGCAUAACUCUGAUAUUUAUAUCUUACGUGGUGGGUUUUUUUCAGGAGGGUGAAUCCAAAUGGGUGUCCUUUCUGAGAGAUAAAUUCUUGUCUGCAUUUUUAGCUGGUUUUCUGUUGAAGAUGUCUGAUUUUGACUGUGGAAACCUAAGCAAGUACUCUUAAUUAGAUGCAUGAAGCUACCAUGAUAGUGUAAAUUAAUGUUCUUCUACAUUAUCCCCAAAAAAUAAUAAUAAUAAUAAUGUUCUUCUACAUAUAGUGAUGAUCACAAUUGUACUGUUCUUCAGAAGAUCUUGUACAGAAUAGCUCAUGCAUUUGUGUGAUGCAGUUAGAUGUACACGUGAUGAGGGAAUGAGGGAAAUAAUCAAACAAUGCUUGAUGUGGACUGACUUACCUUCCA